AUGCGCGCGAUCGACGAGGUGUUCGGGUACACGCACGCCACCGCGGUGCAGGACCAGACCUUGCCGCCCAUCCUCAAGGGCCUCGACGUCCUCGCGCGCGCCAAGACGGGAUCCGGCAAGACGAUCGCCUUCCUCGUCCCGUCCAUCGAGACGUUGCUUCGAUCGCCCGCGGGCCGGGCGGGCGACGUCUCCGUGCUCGUCCUCUCCCCGACGAGAGAGCUCGCGUCGCAGAUCCACGAGGAAUCGCUCAAGCUGCUCAAGUUCCACGCGCUCAAGUCGCAGGUGGUGUUCGGCGGGACGAACAUCAAGUCGGAGCGCUCGAGGAUGAACUCGCAGCGGUGCGACUUCCUCGUCGCCACCCCCGGACGUCUCAUCGACCACUUCGAGACGUCCGGGCUCCAGCCGAGGUGCCAAAACCUCAAGGUGCUGGUGCUCGACGAGGCGGACCAGCUGCUGGAGAUGGGGUUCAAGCCCUCCAUCGACAAGAUCCUGGGGUUCAUCCCGCGCCAACGCCAGACGCUGCUCUUCUCCGCCACGGUUCCCAACCAGGUGAAGCAGAUCGCCGCCAACGCGCUUCGACCGGGGUACGCGUACGUGGACUGCGUCGGCGAGGAGGACUCCGCGACCAACACCCAGGUCACCCAGUGGCUCACGAUGGCGCCCCUGGACGACCACCUCCCGCUGCUCGUGCAGCUGGUGAACAUGCAUCAGGCGCAAAACCCGGUGGAGCACAAGGUGAUCUGCUUCUUCCCAACCGCCAGGGCGACGCAGCUCGCCGCGGAGCUCUUCCAGGCGCUUGGCAAGCCGGUGACGGAGAUCCACUCGCGGAAGUCGCAGGGACACCGCACCAAGGCGGCGGACGCGUUUCGCGAGGCCAAGUGCGGGGUGAUGAUGUCAUCCGACGUCUCCGCCCGCGGUUUGGACUACCCCGACGUCACCCUCGUCGUCCAGGUUGGUCUCCCGUCGAGCAGAGAGCAGUACAUCCACAGGCUGGGUCGAACCGCGCGCGCCGGUAAGACGGGCGAGGGCCUCCUCUUGCUCGCCCCGCACGAGGAGUUCUUCACCAGACAACUCAAAGACCUUCCCAUCACCCCCGCCCCCGCGAGCGUGGACCCGGACGUGCUGAACGCGGUGAACAACGCGUUGAGGAGGGUCGACGUCCGGACGAAGGAGCAGGCGUACGUGGCGUGGCUCGGCUUUUACAACUCAUCCACCGGCAAGAUGGGCUGGGACAAGAAGAGGCUCGUGGACGAGGGAAACCGGUACGCGCUGGAGGUGCUCCAGUGCCCGGGGCUGCCGGGUAUCCUCAAGAAGACGGUGGGCAUGAUGGGGCUCAAGGGCGUUCCCGGGCUGAACCUCGUCUCCGAGCUGCCGGGCCAGGGCGGCGGCGGCAGGGGCGGCGGCGGCCGCGGCGGAGGCGGCGGGCGCUUCGGCGGCGGCGGGCGCGGGGGAAGGCGCUGA
Molecule: messenger RNA, 1461 nt
Organism: Micromonas commoda
Lineage: Eukaryota; Viridiplantae; Chlorophyta; Mamiellophyceae; Mamiellales; Mamiellaceae
Exons: 1
Coding region: 1-1461 (486 amino acids)
Cellular component (GO): mitochondrion
Molecular function (GO): ATP binding; nucleic acid binding
Source: RefSeq, a predicted model, not a curated record